AUGAACAUUGGCACUGCUUCUGCCAAUACCUCUAAGCAUGAUACCCAGAAGUCUGAUAGGAAGAGAAAGGCUUUCAAGGAUAUUAUCAAAUACUUCUCUAAAGAAGACUGGGAAGAGAUGGGAGACUUUGAGAAAGUCACCCAUGCAUAUAUGAAGAGAAUUUUUGAUGCCAUAGUUAAUCUAGGUCUCAAUAUUUCCACCCCAUCUUUCAUGCAUACUAAUAUAUGGACCCCAAAGAUGGAUGACUCUGAUGACGAAGAGAACCAGGAAGAACCACCUCAGAUGGCUUCCAGUGUACAACUGAGCAAACUCCUGAAGUUUAUAUGGGACACUCACAUUGAAAAGAUGAAGUCCAAGAAGACAUCACAGAAUGAAAAUGGUCUAAAAGCAAUGCCAGGGACAGCAGCCUUGAUGAAAACGUCUGGCGCAGAACAGCCUAAGGAACAGCCAACACCCUUAGGUCAGCAUAAUCAACAGAUCCCAGAACCCAUGAAAAAGGAGACUAACAUUUGGUCUCACAGGCUGCGUGAAAGAAAGUAUCAUGUAGUGUAUGAAGAGAUCAGCGAACCCAAUGAAGACGACUAA
Chrysochloris asiatica (Cape golden mole) is the source of this 585-nucleotide messenger RNA. RefSeq names its product histone-lysine N-methyltransferase PRDM9-like. Bases 1 to 585 code for a protein of 194 amino acids. The record is from RefSeq and is a predicted model, not a curated record. Lineage: Eukaryota; Metazoa; Chordata; Mammalia; Afrosoricida; Chrysochloridae. Gene Ontology annotation, cellular component: nucleus. The transcript has a single exon. Gene Ontology annotation, biological process: regulation of DNA-templated transcription.